Rasamsonia emersonii CBS 393.64 is the source of this 1872-nucleotide messenger RNA. RefSeq names its product Multidrug resistance protein fnx1. NCBI's taxonomy places the organism in Eukaryota, Fungi, Ascomycota, Eurotiomycetes, Eurotiales, Trichocomaceae. Bases 1 to 1872 code for a protein of 623 amino acids. The transcript has 2 exons. Gene Ontology annotation, molecular function: transmembrane transporter activity. Gene Ontology annotation, biological process: transmembrane transport. The record is from RefSeq and is a predicted model, not a curated record.
AUGGCUGCAAUGAAUUCCCCCGACACAAUUUAUGUUGGGGUGCUGGUAACAUCAACAAUUGCUGGUAGAACGUAUGUCAUUGUGGAUUGUUGCUUCUUGCAGAUGGGGGGCGCCUCAUUCAUGCAGACAGGCAGCCCAAAGCCAUCCUGUCACUCACCGACCUGGAGGAAAGCUGCGGAAGUCAGACAAGUCAACAACGUUAAGCCGCCCUCCAUGAACUCUCCAGGCGGACCAGACGUAGCAGAGCUCAAUCACGAUGGAAAUAAUAAUGGCGCACUCGAAGCGACAGCGCCGCAGGAGCAUAUCGAGUCCAAUGUCUCCCAGCCUUCCCACAAGGGCUUCCGGUUCUGGGCGAUCAUGGUCGCACUCUGCAUUACAGGCCUGCUGGGAGCACUUGAGAACACCGUCGUUGCGACCUCGUUGCCGACUAUUGUCCGGGAGCUCGACAUCGGCGACAACUACGUCUGGAUCACGAACAUCUUCUUCCUCACCAGCGGCAUCUGCGGUGGUGCCAACAAUGGCACGACACUCAUCGUGGCACGGGCUAUUCAGGGCAUUGGCAGCGGCGGUGUCAACAUGAUCGUGGACGUCAUCAUCUCGGACCUGGUGCCCCUGCGUGAGCGCGGCAACUACAUCGCCAUCGUGCUGAUCGUGUACUCGAUAGGCACGUCGCUGGGGCCCUUUGUGGGCGGCGCCAUCGUCCAGCACAGCACGUGGCGCUGGGUGUUCUACAUCAACCUCCCGGUAGGCGGCGAUACGCUCGUGCUGCUGUUCCUGCUCCUGCGGGUCAAGUCCAACAAGAUGACGUUGCUGCGGAAGGUCAGGCGGAUUGACUUCAUCGGAAACGCGGUCAUCAUGGCCUCUAGCGUGUCUGUUCUGUAUGCCCUGACAUACGGAGGCUCACGCUACCCCUGGUCAGAUGCGCGCACCAUUGUUCCCUUGAUGCUUGGCCUGGUGGGAAUCGCGCUGUUCAUGGCCAUCGAGGGCUCGCCCUGGAUUCGCGAGCCCGUGACCCCGCCGCGGCUCUUCGCGCACAAGAUGGGCGCAAUCGUCGCCAUCAACACCUUGAUGAAUUCUAUCCUCCUGUACUGGGUCAUGUUCUUCCUACCCAUCUACUUCCAGGGGGUCCUACAGUCCAGCCCUGCCCGUUCCGGCGUGCAGAUGCUGCCGAUCGUGCUGGUGGCCGUGCCGGGCGCAGUCGUAACCGUCAUCGUGCUCUCCAAGUUCGGCCGCUACAAACAUCUGCACCUGGUGGGCUUCGCCAUCGUGACCAUCGGGCUGGGCCUGUUCAGCCUCCUAGAGACCUCGACUGCGGAAUGGGUCAUCUUCCAGAUGUUCGCGGCCGCUGGCUCCGGCAUGAUCCUCAACACGCUGCUGCCCGCCUUCCAGGCCGGCCUGCCUGAGAGCGACCAGGCCUCGGCCACAGCCAGCUGGGCUUUCAUCCGCAGCUUUGGCAACGUGUGGAGUGUCGCGAUUCCGGCGGCCAUCUUCAACAACCGCUUCGAUGACUUGUCGUCCCGCAUCUCGGACGGCGCCGUCCGGGCAGUGCUGUCAGGCGACCAGGCCUACGAACACGCGACGGCCGCCUUCCUGGCCACCCUUUCGGACGCGGUGUGCACGCUAGUCAUCAGCAUCUUCGUGGAUGCCCUCCAGAGGGUGUGGUAUAUCUCCGUCAUGUUCUCCAGCGUGGCCUUUAUACUAGCCUUGUUCGAGAAGGAGAUCCCGCUGCGCACGGAGCUGGACACGGAGUUUGGCAUGGAGGAGACGAAGGACAAGACGGGGGAUGCCCCCUCGAAGGACGUGGAAAAAGCGUCCAGCUCGAGCUCCGGGCUCCAGCAAAACCAGACCGUCGAACGGGUCGUGUGGGAUUGA